UUAAGGCCUGAUGCCUGGUUGUCAGGUCCUUUCAUCCCGGCAUCACUGGGUUCACAGCUUCUGUUACCUUUACGCUGUUUGAACUGACUCAUUGGGUUCCUGAUCUCGGACCUCAGCCCAUUCAGUUGGACCAUGAACGCCCCCUGGUGGAGGGUGGAGCCUCGUUUUCACAGUUCCAUACGUUGGUCGUGGUCUGGACUCAUCACGGCUGUUGGCUGCGAGCAGACGGAGGAGAUAUGAGCUGUUAUCAGCGCGCUGCAACAGGGGCUCGGCUGCCGGCGAGACCGUGUUUGUUAGAACGCAGUUAGAACGCGCUCUGUCCUGUCUUUGAGAGCCCGUACCCAGGCUCUGACAGUGUGGGAGCAGUAGCUCAUAGCCUAGGACUCAUGUGUGAGCUAGCGUCAGUAGAGAUGCUAGCGCUGAACGGGGCGAGCCACCACAGGUUCUCAGUGAAGAUGUGGUAGUGAGCAUGCUCAGAGUGCUGAUCGUUACCAUGGCGAUAUUCAGCAGUGGUCAGACGUGCGGCGACCAGGACAAAUGCCCGGCCAAUCCAGAAUUCAAAGACUACUGUUACUCUGCUCGGAUCCGCAGCACAGUGCUGCAGGGGCUGCCAUUCGGAGGGGUGCCCACCGUACUCGCCCUUGACUUCAUGUGCUUCCUGGUGCUGCUCUUUGUCUUUUCUAUUCUUCGGAAGGUUGCGUGGGACUACGGCCGCCUGGCGCUGGUCACUGAUGCCGACAGACUGAAGAAACGUUUCAGUGAAGCAAAGCUGGAAGUUCUGGAAUACGUUGCCUCGGCGAUGCACUCAGAGACGCCCGACCGCUACGAACGUCUCACCUCCGUCUCCAGCUCUGUGGACUUUGAACAGAGAGACAACGGCUUCUGCUCGUGGCUCACGGCUAUCUUCAGAAUAAAGGAUGAAGAGAUCAGGGAGAAGUGUGGAGAAGAUGCCGUCCACUACUUGUCCUUCCAGCGCCACAUCAUCGGCCUGCUGGUUGUCGUUGGCGUUCUCUCCGUUGGCAUCGUCCUGCCCGUCAACUUCUCUGGAGACCUGCUUGAAAAUAACGCCUACAGCUUUGGACGCACCACGAUAGCCAACCUCAAGUCUGGGACAAACCUGUUGUGGCUCCACACAACGUUUGCCUUCAUGUACCUGCUGCUGACAGUCUACAGCAUGAGGAGACACACAUCCAAGAUGCAUUACAAGGAAGAUGACCUGGUGAAACGCACUUUAUUCAUUAACGGCAUCUCUAAAUACGCAGAGGAGACUCAGAUCAAGCAGCAUUUUGAACAGGCCUAUGAGAACUGCAUCGUGCUGGAGGCUCGUAUCUGCUACAACGUGGCCAAACUGAUGGCUCUGAACGCUGAGAGGAAGAAAACCGAGCGUAGCAAGAAGUUCUUCACCGACCUGAUGGCAAAGGAACACGUUCCCACCAUGAUCAACCCCAAACCCUGUGGACACCUCUGCUGCUGCGCCAUCACUGGCUGUGAGGAGGAGGAGGCAGUGAGCUACUACACCAAGAGGGAGGCCAAGCUGAAGGAGGAGUACAGGAAGGAGAAGGAGAAGGUUCACACCAAACCACUGGGCAUGGCCUUCGUCACCUUCCAGAACGAGGCCAUGACAGCCAUCAUUCUGAAGGACUUCAACGCUUGUCAUGUUCAGGGUUGUCGAUGUCACCUGGAGCCACGUUCCUCCCAGUUCAGUGAAGUGCUUCACGUUUACAACUGGAGCGUUUCAUAUGCGCCCGACCCACAGAACGUGCGCUGGGAGCACCUGUCGCUGGGAGGAAUCUCCUGGUGGAUCCGCUGCUUCAUCAUCAAUUGCAUCCUCUUCAUCCUCCUCUUCUUCCUCACCACGCCCGCCAUUAUUAUUUCCACCAUGGACAAGUUCAAUGUCACCAAGCCAGUCGAGUAUCUCAACAACCCCAUCAUCACUCAGUUCUUCCCCACUCUGCUUCUCUGGGCUUUCUCUGCUCUGCUGCCAACUAUUGUCUACUAUUCUGCCUUCUUCGAGGCCCACUGGACUAGGUCUGGGGAAAACCGGACAACAAUGCACAAAUGCUACACCUUCCUCAUCUUCAUGGUGCUGCUGCUGCCAUCGCUCGGACUGAGCAGUCUGGAUGUUUUCUUCCGCUGGCUCUUCGACAGAAAGUUCCUUGCUGAUGCUAAAAUCCGAUUUGAGUGCGUCUUCCUGCCAGAUAACGGAGCGUUCUUUGUUAACUACGUCAUUGCCUCUGCAUUCAUUGGAAAUGCCAUGGACCUGCUGAGGAUCCCUGGUCUGCUCAUGUACAUGAUCCGACUGUGCCUGGCUCGGUCUGCAGCUGACCGUCGCAACGUCAAGAGGCAUCAGGCCUAUGAGUUCCAGUUUGGGGCGGCGUACGCCUGGAUGAUGAAUGUGUUCACAGUGGUGAUGGCCUACAGCAUAACCUGCCCCAUCAUCGUCCCCUUCGGUUUGAUGUACAUGCUUCUAAAACACCUGGUAGACCGAUAUAACAUGUACUACGCCUAUCUGCCCUCGAAACUGGACAAGAAGAUUCACUCAGGAGCCGUCACCCAGGUAGUGGCUGCACCCAUUCUCUGCCUCUUCUGGCUCCUCUUCUUCUCCACAGUACGCACAGGGUUUGAGACUCCAACCUCAAUGUUCACACUGGUGGUUCUGAUCGUCACCAUCGUGGUCUGUCUGUCUCACGUUUGCUUCGGACACUUCAAGUACCUCAGUGCUCAUAACUAUAAGAUCGACACCAAGGAGAAUGACAUUGACACAGUAGAGAAUGGACGUCCAGCUCGUCCUUCGUCCUCCCCGAGCACCAAAUCUCAACAGCAGCAACAGCAGCAGCAGCAGCAGCAGCAGCAGCAGCAACAGCAGCAGCAGCAGCAGCAGAUGUACAUUGCCCAGGUGCUCCAGGACCCAAACUCAGACGAGCCGGGCAGUGGCAGUGGCGAGGAGGACAGAGGUUCAUCCCAGGACGAGGAGAUGUUAAAUGGUGGAAGCAGUAUCAAUGAGGCGGAUUUCCAGUCGGGGGAGGACAGUCUGAUCGCCAACGAGGUCCGCCAGUAGCUCGGGGUGGAACUCAAGGGAGGGAGCGGAGCUAGUUUGAGGUCCGGGCUCGUAAAACAGUUAGAAAUUGAAGUUGACUGGAGAAUCACUCAACACAGAUUUACAAAGAUUGAGGUGCAUAGCUCCACCCCCUCCCAGCUGGAAGACUUGACCCUGACCUUUGACGCCGGCGCCGGGUCGUAAACAUCCACUUCUGCAUUUCUGUGGAAAUGCGGUGGACAUCGAACUGUUUCCACUGAAGUCACUGUAAAUAACCACAAAGCCAAAAGAAUUUGUUGAAUUGGUCCUCGUGCCGUGACUCCUGGUCUCACCGCGGGAACCGGUGGGGUCUCUAAAGUUGACGCUGACACCUGGUGGAUGCCUCCACACACACCCCUGCUGUCACUGACCUCUGAUGUCUCUGAUGAGUGCUAAUUGACUUGCCAGCCGCCAAAUCUCGUAGGGUUAGAAACUCAGAGAGACUCAUCUCCCUAUUAACUUUUCUCUUAUUCUUUUUGUGGAACCUGUCGGUUGUAGAUUUUGCUGAUACAUUUGACCUGCAUGCACUGCAAGCGCUGCCCAGGCAACAUUUCCACCUUUGGAUGACAGUAAUCACCAGUGACAACAGUCGUUGUUCACCUCAUCCUUGUUAUGCUGUCUGCUGGAUGAUGAACCACUGGACUCAGCACAACGAUGCAUUACACGAUUGGCUCUGACUUCACCUGAACUACCUUAAAAAUGAAUAACUGGCAAACAGAAGUGGGAUGUUUGUCUGCUUAGGUUUAGCAACCAAAACUCCUUCGUACAUGAUGACACAUUUAGCAGCAGCAGUGCAAACGUUGGAGCUCAGGUAGACAGUGAAGAGCAGUGCUUUUCACCCGGAAGGUCUACCCACAGUGCCGGAAGGUUUCAGGAUUCUCAAGGGAAGAUGUGUGUGUGUGUGUGUGUGUGUGUGUGUGUGUGUGUGUGUGUGUGUGUGUGUGUGUGUGUGUGUGUGUGUGUGUGUGUGUGUGUGUGUGUGUGUGUUUUAGCUAGCUAGCUUAGUGUACACAAACCUGCGCCAUGAAGGGUUCACUAGGCAGCACUUCCGCUUCUUUAACUGAUCGUCAGUGAACUGUGAUAUUAGAUUUACCACAUUCACAUUAUUAAAAAGAACAGUGAGGUCACUCAAGCUCAACCCUAAGAGGUCAUGUCACUUCCUGUUUGUCAGGAGAGUGGGUGAACUGAAGGGUUGCUAGCCUAACCCAGACAGAGGUGAAACAUGAGGGUAAACUGUUAGCCUGGCGCUACAGGUAGGGACACCCUCACCCUGAAGCAUCUCAGCCAAUCGGGCUUGCUCGCGUCUGUUAGCAUAGUUUAAAAAAAAGUAAGCAUAGUUUAAAAUUAAGACCAAAUUUUAACUUCAGUGUCCACUAAUCUAGAGAUUGUCCAGUCUUCACUGCAGAAUGAAAUGCUACACUUAAGGUGGUGCUUGGCUAGGCUAACAGAGUCCCUGUGCUAAGCUAGGCUACAAACAAGAAUCAAUAGAGGACACAGAACUCUUGACACACCUAAAUAUUAUAAAUCAUGUGAGUUGGAGCAAGAACCUCCUCUAUCAUUAGCGGGAUUUACUCAUUCAAUUUAUUUCAAUUCAAUUUUAUUGAUAUAGCGCCAAUUCAAAGCAUAGUUAUCUCGAAGCACUUCACCAGGUAAGGUUUAAGACCUUACACAACUAAACCCCAGCAACAGUGGAGAGGAAAAACUCCCUCUCUAACGAGGAAGAAACCUCCAGCAGAAUCAGACUGGAUGUGGGCGGCCAUCUGCCUCGACCGGUUGGGGUGAGGAGAGAGAGAGAGAGAAAAGAAUAGCAACAAGCAGACAAACAGAGCACAGGCAGGACGGGUGGACUAGAGACUGGACACAGGCAGGAUGGUUGGACCAGGGACUGGACACAGGCAGGAUGGAUGGACUAGAGACUGGACACAGGCAGGAUGGUUGGACUAGAGACUGGACACAGGCAGGAUGGUUGGACUAGAGACUGUACACAGGCAGGAUGGUUGGACCAGGGACUGGACACAGGCAGGAUGGGUGGACUAGAGACUGGACACAGGCAGGACAGGUGGACUAGAGACUGGACACGGGCAGGAUGGUUGGAUCAGGGACUGGACACAGGCAGGAUGGUUGGACCAGGGACUGGACACAGCCAGGAUGGGUGGACUAGAGACUGGACACAGGCAGGACAGGUGGACUAGAGACUGGACACAGGCAGGAUGGUUGGACCAGGGACUGGACACAGGCAGGAUGGAUGGACUAGAGACUGGACACAGGCAGGAUGGUUGGACCAGGGACUGGACUGGACACAGGCAGGAUGGUUGGACCAGAGGCUGGACACAGGCAGGACGGGUGGACUAGAGACUGGACACGGGCAGGAUGGUUGGAUCAGGGACUGGACACAGGCAGGAUGGUUGGACCAGGGACUGGACACAGCCAGGAUGGGUGGACUAGAGACUGGACACAGGCAGGACAGGUGGACUAGAGACUGGACACAGGCAGGAUGGUUGGAUCAGGGACUGGACACAGGCAGGACAGGUGGACUAGAGACUGGACACAGGCAGGAUGGGUGGACUAGAGACUGGACACAGGCAGGAUGGUUGGACCAGGGACUGGACACAGGCAGGAUGGAUGGACUAGAGACUGGACACAGGCAGGAUGGUUGGACCAGGGACUGGACUGGACACAGGCAGGAUGGUUGGACCAGAGGCUGGACACAGGCAGGACAGGUGGACUAGAGACUGGACACGGGCAGGAUGGUUGGAUCAGGGACUGGACACAGGCAGGAUGGUUGGACCAGGGACUGGACAUAGGCAGGAGGGGUGGACUAGAGACUGGACACAGGCAGGAUGGUUGGACCAGGGAUUGGACACAGGCAGGACGGGUGGACUAGAGACUGUACAUAGGCAGGCUGGUUGGACUAGAGACUGUACACAGGCAGGCUGGUUGGACCAGGGACUGGACACAGGCAGGAUGGGUGAAUCAGGGACUGGACACAGGCAAGACGGGUGGACUAGAGACUGUACACAGGCAAGCUGGUUGGACCAGGGACUGUACACAGGCAGGACGGGUGGACUAGAGACUGUACACAGGCAGGAUGGUUGGACCAGGGACUGGACACAGGCAGGACAGGUGGACUAGAGACUGGACACAGGCAGGAUGGGUGGACUAGAGACUGGACACAGGCAGGAUGGGUGGACUAGAGACUGGACACAGGCAGGAUGGGUGGACUAGAGACUGGACACAGGCAGGAUGGUUGGAUCAGGGACUCGACACAAGCACGUCUUUAUCGUUUACCAUUCCAGCUUCUCGGCGGUGAUCUGAUGGCUCCUGCCCCUGUCUAGACUUACAGCUGUGUUCUGCCCCCUUACAAACUUUAUUACAACCACAAUGGUUCACGAGUGUCAACGGGAAUGGAGCAUCACUGGAUCACAGUCCAGGAGUCACCAUACAUUUUUGGCAGGUUGUUGGAGGAAGAAGGUCUGCACAAAUCAAAGGUUUGAGUGAGCCACUCAAACCUUUGAUGGUGGUGUUUGGUUUAAAAUGUUUACAUGAGCUGUUGUCAUGUUGCUUAGUGUGUGUGUGUGUGUGUGUGUGUGUGUGUGUGUGUGUGUGUGUGUGUGUGUGUGUGUGUGUGUGUUUGUGUGUACACGGCUGGAAUAUGAGAGCUGUAGCCUCGUGCCUGGUGGCUACACGCUGGAGAACCCGCAGUGUUUGUGUCUGUGUUUCGUCUUCCAUCUUCACCUCCAGUGGACGUGUGCACAUAAAACCCAAACUGAAAAACUCAUGCUGAAUCUGAGUUCUGACCUAAAGUUCAGUUUAGCAGCUCUCAACUCAACAGUGCAGCAAUUACAACAGAUUUGUGUUCAUCUGGAUUCUGAUGCUGACCAAAAUAUGAAAUCCCCAUUUGUUGUGAAACCAGAUAAAGAUUUGGAUUCCUCAAACUCUGGAUGUUUGAUUUUCAGAUGAUGUUUUGAUCGACUAAAAUACGUGGAACAGUAAUUAGAUUACCAGCAUAGCAGUAAGGAUGUCUGAUGUUGAGCCCAGCGUUCAGGUCUGUGGUUAGAGGUUAGGCUCUGGACUGGAUCUGGCCUGGGGAUUGAGAGCUGCUGUGUUCACUGACAUCUCUGCAUUCUGUGAUAUUUUUGUAACCUGCUGACUGAAGUAUUUGAUACCGAACACGUAUUAAACAGUAGCUGUUGUAACAUGUAACUACAGAUUUUUUUUAACGAGCAGCUGCUUUACUUUUUGCUUUUAGUGUUUUUUUAAGCUGUGAAAUGAAGAAUGUCAAGUGGCGAGUGCGCUGAAAGCUACUGAAACAUGUUUGACAUAGUGUGAGUAAACGGCCACUGAACUGCACACGGCUCAGCAUGUCUACUGACUGCAACAGCCCAUUGGUUCAUCACCUACUUCUAAUUUAUUUCUAUGAAACUUAUUUAUUUUUAAUUUGGUUUUCAGGUGUAUGUGAAGUGAAACAUUUGUUCUAUUUAUGUUACUUGAUCAAUAAAAUUGGCUUCAUCUGUU
This is a messenger RNA of Betta splendens (Siamese fighting fish), 7591 nucleotides long. RefSeq names its product CSC1-like protein 2. Gene Ontology annotation, cellular component: plasma membrane. Bases 470 to 3058 code for a protein of 862 amino acids. The record is from RefSeq and is a predicted model, not a curated record. Lineage: Eukaryota; Metazoa; Chordata; Actinopteri; Anabantiformes; Osphronemidae. The transcript is spliced from 24 exons. Gene Ontology annotation, molecular function: nucleic acid binding; calcium-activated cation channel activity.